Pterocles gutturalis (yellow-throated sandgrouse) is the source of this 699-nucleotide messenger RNA. It is a transcript of the gene CLRN2, whose product is annotated as clarin 2. The record is from RefSeq and is a predicted model, not a curated record. Bases 1 to 699 code for a protein of 232 amino acids. Lineage: Eukaryota; Metazoa; Chordata; Aves; Pterocliformes; Pteroclidae. The transcript is spliced from 3 exons.
AUGCCUGGCUGUUUUAGAAAGACUUUAUUUGGCUUGGCUUCUCUAGUAAGUUUUGUGUCUUUUAUCUUGAUUGUUAUUGCAAUGGGGAUCCCAAAGUGGAUGACUGGAAAGAUCCUUUGCAAAACAGGAGCUGAUUUGGUCAAUGCCACAGAUCCAGAACUGGUCAAGUUCAUUGGAGAAAUUUACUACGGACUCUUUCGGGGCGGCAAAAUACGCCAGUGUGGGUUGGGCGGGCGGCGUUCCAAAUUCACAAUUUUCCCACACAUGGUGAAAAAGCUGAAUACAGGCCUGCAUGUGAUGAUUGUGAUGUUCCUCUGUGUGGCCAUUUUCUUUUCUCUGGUCAGUUUUGGAUUUUGCAUUCUUAACGCAGUACAAGUUCCUUACCGCGCUAUUAAAGGUCCAGCAGGAGUAUGCCUGUGGAACUUCCUUGCAGGUGGAUUUAUAGUACUUGCAGUCACCAGCUUUAUGGCUGCUGUGAAACUUCAUCACCUCACAGAAAGAAUUGCCAAUUUCCGGGAAAAUGUCUUUCAGUUUGUUAUCUUAGAAGAACGGUUUGAAGACUGUUUUUGGCUUUGUGUGGCAAGUGCAACAGCACAUGCAGUAAAUUUGCUGCUAAUACCCAUUAGUGGGAUUAAUUUCCCUAAAAUUAAGACUAAAACAGAAGAAGCAAAUGUUACAGCAGAAGAUAUCAUGUACUAA